Molecule: messenger RNA, 2282 nt
Organism: Rana temporaria (common frog)
Lineage: Eukaryota; Metazoa; Chordata; Amphibia; Anura; Ranidae
Product: forkhead box protein A4-like
Exons: 2
Coding region: 601-1797 (398 amino acids)
Biological process (GO): regulation of transcription by RNA polymerase II; cell differentiation; anatomical structure morphogenesis
Molecular function (GO): RNA polymerase II cis-regulatory region sequence-specific DNA binding; DNA-binding transcription factor activity, RNA polymerase II-specific; transcription factor binding
Source: RefSeq, a predicted model, not a curated record
UUCACCUGGCUAGAAAGGUGAAUGCCACACCUUCUAGACCCUGUUGAAGGGAUAUGUAUAUGACUGGGAUUCAUUAAUAGGACUCUCACGUCAUGGUGGUCAAGUUACAUUUCUAUUAAAUGAGAUGCUUUUACAAAAUGUCCCAAAAUUAAGAGGCAGGAAGAGAUCCCUGACAAUACUUUCUAGAAUGAAAAUGCCACCAUGAACCUAUAUCCUUGUUGAUGGGGAACUCCUUGAUCCUAUUAGCAUUUUGAUGAGACAGACUGGUGAUUGAAAAAAAGGAUAGGAGGUGUGUGUGAAUGAAAGCAGUCAGGGGGGUACAAGUAACUUCCUUUGUCCUAAACUGAUUUGGCUCUGCAGGUAGCCAGUGAAGAGGUCACAGGAAGAUUCAGGAAAAGGGGUGGAGAUUUUAAGGAGGAUAGGUCUAUUCAAAUGCUCUGUGUGGUUUGCCUUUAAAUGUCUCCACAGACCUUGCUUUGCUUGGACAAACUUUUGGAUUCAGCACUAGAGGAGUCAUCCAGACCACAAACGCAAGAAAUUGGUGGCUGUCUAAAUCCAUUUUAGUGUGAAGGAGACAUACCAAAAGUCAACAUUUAGACUAUGUUUGGUAGAGUCAAGUUGGAAAUGAAAGACCCAAUGGACUGGCAUUCAAUGUAUCCAGAAAGUGAGGUAUAUUCUGGAAUACAUAACAUGAAUAACGGCCUUCAAAAUAAUACUUUCAUGUCUAGUGAUGUCUCAACUGCAACAAUGACCUACAUGAAUAAUUCCAUGGCCGGACCUGUAAGCAGCAUCCAGAACCAAAACAAUUUGAGUUCUAUGAACUCCCUAGUCCACAAUAUGGGAGGGCCGACAACAUCAUCAGCAUCUUCAUCUGCUUACCCACUGGGCUAUUCUCAAGGAGAAACAGAGUUCCAGAGGGAUCCUCGGACCUAUCGGAGAAACUAUUCCCAUGCCAAACCUCCCUAUUCAUACAUUUCACUUAUAACAAUGGCCAUCCAACAGUCCCAAAACAAGAUGAUGACACUGAAUGAGAUCUACCAGUGGAUCGUUGACCUUUUUCCUUACUACAGACAAAACCAGCAGAGGUGGCAAAACUCAAUUCGUCACUCUUUGUCAUUUAAUGACUGCUUUGUUAAAGUUCCGCGUUCACCAGAAAAACCAGGAAAAGGCUCCUACUGGACUCUUCAUCCAGACUCUGGAAACAUGUUUGAAAAUGGAUGCUAUCUGAGAAGACAAAAGAGGUUCAAGUCUGAAAGAUCUAGGACUGCAGAUUCAGAAAAGAAACCCAGCAAACCUGGAGAUGAGAUGUCCGUUAGAUUAAGAGAGUCUCCAGCUGUUUAUGAUGAGAGUUCCUCUUCACACUCACCAAAUAAUGCAGUUACCACCAGUGGAGACAGGGACUCCUCAGUGGCAAUACCCCAAAUAAAUGUGGCUUCACCAGUGGGAAUUAGCCCUAACUCUGAACAAGGCGGGUCUUCAUUACAGAUCUUGUACCCAUUGGGUCUCUCUAAUGAAGGUUAUCUUGGCAUGGUGGGAGAAGAUGUCCAGAUGAAACAUGAGCAAUUUGUUGGGAGGCACCCAUUCUCUAUCACGCAACUCAUGUCUUCUGAAAAUGCACACACAUACUCCAGUAAAAUUGAUAUGUGUCCAACCACAGAUCAUCUUGCUCACUACCAGAACUACACUUCUGAUUAUCAUAACAUGACCUCUUCGAAAAAUGUAAUGGACAUGCCAUCAUCCCCUGAUGCAGGCUACUAUAGUAAUAUGUAUUCCAGACCCAUUCUCAGUUCUUUGUGAAUGUCAAAAUAUUUCAUACUAAGCUUUGUUGAGAUGCUUUAUUUAAACCCACAUUGACACAGUCAUUUUAAAUUCUAGACUAAGAUUUUAGAAUAACACUAGAAACUGAUAUACUGGUAAUUCUCCAGCUUUUGAACUUUGUUCAAAUGUAAUAAACUGUGUAAAAUUAGGUUGCACAGUUGUCAUACAUGCUUGAAAUGGUAUAAAUACUCUGCCAUUUCUAAUGCAGUUAUUAAAUACAUUUCUUGGAUUGGUUCAAUAGUGCACAACAUUCUAAUAUAUUGUGCAAUAAAGUAGAAGUAUUAAAAUAUAACUAUUGUUGAAUUGCACAACUGCCUCCCCCUAAUUCACACAAUAGGUUAUUUGGCUGACUUUAAUUUCCAGUAAAGAAAUUAAUAACAGUUCUCAAUCAUAUCAAUUUCAUCAUAGUUUUAGAGCCGGUUCACACUGGGGCGACUCGUCAGGUGACUCAGCCGCCUGACAAG